UAUCAUUUAAAGGGACAACGGCCCACUUCUGACAAGGAGAAAGGAAACCUUGGAGAUUUCUGCACACGUUCAGUUCUUCCGGGAUUUCCUGACUGUUCUACUCGGCCUGGACUGAUGAUCUGCAAAGUAUGGGGCGUGGGCAUGUUCAGCAUCGUGGCCCUGACCACCAGCAACAUCCUGCUGACGCUGCGCCUCAUGCACGGACGUGACGACGGCGGCUUCCUCGGAGGCGGGGGCGGGGGUGGUUGCGGCGGUUCCAUCUCCGACGCCGCCCCCCACAGCUGGACGGCGGCGCUCAGUUCCACCAACCACUCGGAGUACCUGACGUUCCUGAAGGCGGCCGCCAUCAACACGGCGGCGCAGGCGCCGCCCGAGAACGAGGUCGUCCUCAACGACGACAAGGGCACGACGGACAGCAGCGAGGCGCCUCAGGCUGGGGUGGGAGCGGGGGCGGCGUCAGGCCCCAGCCUCCUCCUGGGGACGGGCUUCAAAAUCGAGGAGUCCACUGGGAGGUGGGACGUUCGCAGGAGGUACAAAAUCCACGACCACGUGUUCACGGGGCCCCAGUAUCCUCGGCUGACGAGAGAGUCGCCCGUCUGUCUGGCGACGCAGACCUCCGUCGACAGGCUCUUCUGGCUGACGCAGGUCGCCAGGUACUGGACGUCGCCCAUGUCGGUGGCGGUGUUCACCCCUGACGUCGAGUACGCCAUCGCCCGAGCCUACCUCACCUACCUGGUCACCUGCUUCCCGUUCCUGGGUGAAAAGGUGACGUUCCAUUUCACCUACCCUCGGGACCACUUGCCGAAGGACAUGCCCCUGGUCAUCGACCACCUGGAGGGCAAGUGUGACCAGCCACUCGCCGUCCUGAAGGAGCUCCUGAAGCAGAGGAAUUCUAAGAUGUUGAUGUGGAGGGAGCGGAUGCCCUAUCCGCAGAAUGUCGUCCGCAACGUGGCGCGCAAGAACUGCGGAACGGAGUGGGUGUUCCUGGCGGACGUCGACAUUGUUCCUUUAUUCCUGGUCUGUCGGACGGACUGGCCACCUUCCUCGCCACCAAGCCCGCAGUCAGUUGCAAAAAGUGCGCGUUUGUUGUCCCAACGUACGAAGUGGACGAGAGGUCCCCCCUACCCUACAACCGAAGCAGCCUCCUCCGCCUGGCAGAGCAAGGGCGCGCCAGGCCCUUCCACCAGAAGGUCUUCGUACACAACCAGCACGCCACGAAUUUCUCCAGGUAAGGGCGCCUCCUCCUCCUUCCUCUCUCUUUCUCCUCCUCCUCCUCUCCCCCUCCUCCUUUCCUCCUACCCCCCCCUCCUCCUCCUCCUCCUCCUCCUCCGUCCUCCUCCCCUCCUCCUCCUUCCUCCUCCCUCCUCCUCCUUCCUCUUUUUUAUAGCGAUUUCUGGAGUUGUUGGUGAUGGGGUUGAAUCUUUCUGCGUCUCAUUCUUGCUGAAGACCUUCGUCGGAAGCGAAGAUUAA
Molecule: messenger RNA, 1470 nt
Organism: Macrobrachium nipponense
Lineage: Eukaryota; Metazoa; Arthropoda; Malacostraca; Decapoda; Palaemonidae
Exons: 7
Coding region: 115-1470 (451 amino acids)
Biological process (GO): protein O-linked glycosylation via mannose
Cellular component (GO): Golgi apparatus
Molecular function (GO): glucuronosyltransferase activity
Source: RefSeq, a predicted model, not a curated record